AUGCAGACAAUUCAGACCAUCGAAACUCAGCUUCCUGUGCUCAGGGAGAGCUUUGUCACCACUCCCUUCAGGCACACAGACAGGAGGAAGAGCAGCUUAACCAACCUCAUCCGGAGACAGCUACAGCAGCAACAACAACAACAACAACAACAACAACUCACAUUAAAACAACAGGGUUAUCAGCAGACUUCGCAAAAGGAGAAGCAUGUCAUAGAGCAUGCUCGGCUGCGCCGCUCAGCGAGCAGCCCGUCAUGCGACUCGACAGAGCGAGCAGAUGGGCAACCAGAGCUGCACCCGCUUCCCCAGCAUGGCCUGAUCGCAAAGGGAGUCUGGCUGCUGAAAAACAUGGGAAACCAGGAGGCCAAGCAGAGGAAGGCAGUCACCACAGGGGCAGAGGGGACAGGCAACGGGGUCAGGGUUGAGGAUGGGGAGCAGGAUGGAUCCAGGAAGGGAGGCUUCCACAGCAAGAAGUCGCAGAGCAAAUCCAGUAAGCUGGGAGAGUCCGCCAAGAAGAAACCCAAAGCGGAGUCCACCAAGACCUCAGUCUUCUCCAACAUCAAGAAAGGUCUGUCACGGGCGAAAGGGGCUUCCAGGGAGAACAUCCUGGAUGGUGGAACCUCCCAGGCAUCUCUUCUCGACGGCUCGGGGAUUAAAGCUGCUGACGCUAGUCUCUCUGGUGAUGAGCUGGGGGCGCUGACUGACAGUGACCCUGAGCAUGAGCAUGGACAGCCAACGCCGGGCAGCAGGCGGUCAACUGUGGAGGGUGAGGAGGGCAGGACAUCGGGGUCAGGAUCUGACACGGACAUAUACAGCUUCCACUCGGCCACUGACCAUCAGGACCUCCUUGCGGACAUACAGCUGGCCAUACGUGAACACCAUGGCGACAGCAUCCCUGACGACCUGCUUAAGGACGCGGACAAGAGCACUGCAAACUUGCCCCGAGCCCCCACAAUCCCAGACGCCCUUUGCGACCUUCCCCUUGAUUCGGAGCCAGGAGGUGAAGAGGGUCUGGCAGAGGCGGGCGAGGCCAAGGUGGAGUGGAAGAGAAGUGACACUGAAACAGAAUUACAUGCGAGUGAGGGCACUGCCGCUCGGGAGUCAGAGGAGCCGGAUCAGCUCAGAGAAAGCGGCCCGGUGUCUGUAUCCGAAGUUCCCCAGCUGACCAUCACCAAGACACUCAGCACUCACAGUUUCCCCGACACCAACACAACCACCACCACCACCAACACAACAACUAACACAUCCUACGAGAGCGCCGAUGAGCCGCCAGACGAGGAAGCAGGAGGCUUCGCCGCUUCCCUUCAGGAGGGCCUGGACCGUCACCAUGAUCUCUCCGUGGUCUUACCUGUUGGGCUGGAGUCUGUUUUGGAAUUGCCUGACCCCAGAGUGAAGGUAACUAGAGUCUCAACCGGCUCACCUAAGAGUAUGAGCAGCUUGGAUCUAAACGUGUUGAAAGACGAGAGUGAGGAGGACGGUGUGAGCGCUGAGGAACUGGGGUUCCUGUCUCCACAGCGGAGGACCAGCAGCAGCAUCACCUUCACCCAAUGGGCCUCCGAGAGUCCGCAGGGAUCUCGAGCUCGCCGUGCCUCCCCUGCCAGCCCCAUCGUCAAGCCUUACCCCACCAUCCAUCCAGCGUACGUGAAGACUACCACCAGGCAGCUGACCUCGCCCACGCACUCUCCAGUGGGUUCCCCUGUACCGAGCCCUCAAGUCCACCGCAGGGACUGCUCCAGCUCCAGCUCUGGCCUGGGGCCCGGGAGCUCCAGAGCGGAAAGAUGGAGGGCCCAGAGGCAGAGGUCCAGCAGCAUCGCUGGCCCCAUCAGCUACCCAUCAGACUGGGCUGGUCGGCUUGCGGGUCUGCGGUCUGGAUCAGAGGAUGGGCCUGACCCGUCGCAGGACAAGGGCCCGGAACAGAAGCUCGGCCCCAGGCGUACCUCCUCAUGUCUGCAGACGUACGGUGGGGGGUUUUCUCUGGACGUCUUUUCUGGAUACUGCCCCUACGUGAGUAACCGACGUUUUGUCGCUGGCCUAAUCAUAGCCAUGGACAUCACUGUAGGCCACUAUCAUCACAUGAAGAUAGCCUACCAUCAAAAUUAUUGUCGUACUCUGCUGGAUCGUUGUUUGGCUGGGCAAGAGGUGCCACCGGAGGAGGUCGAGACGUUGUGCUCCCGCUUCCUGGCCCUGGGGAUCCUCCAGCCUUUCAGCCACUGCUUCAGGGAGCAGCUCCAAGAGGGGGACUUGCCAGAUAUGAUCACCUUCAAUGAGGAGCAGCUGUACACCUGGUCUCCCAUCAGCCCGCACCUCCAGCAGUGGGAGCAACCCACGCGGGCCACGCUGGGGAGGAGACACACACAGCGCCGCCAGAGCCUCAGAGUGGAGCAGGAGGAGGGCGCGUCGGGAGCUGGAAGUGUCCAAGGUGGAGAUUCCGGCAUGAUCCAGCAGCUCGAGCGGACGAUACGGGAGCUGCACGAUAAGAUUUCCGACUUGGAGAAGCAACAGGUGUCGCUGGAGAGGGGGAUUUGCAGCCAGGAGGGGGAGGAGGGAGGCGAGGAUGUUACGGACUCGAGUGCGAAUGACUCACAGAAGCCGGGCAGCCCGGCGGGGAGCAGCCAGCAGGCCAAGUCCAGCCAGACCUCACCCGUGGAGGGGGCCUUCCCAUUCCCAGUGCCUUCAUCAGACAGGACUGCGCCUCCCACUCAGCCAGGGUUCACCUGCACCUGCAUGGGUCCACCACCACCGCCUCCAGGCCCUGGCUGCCCGCCCCCUCCGCUCCCCCCAGGAGGCUUUGCCAUGGCCCUGGCCCAGGAGGCCGCCCCCCUGAAGGCUGUCAUCGAGCCUCCCAAGCCCAUGAAGCCGCUCUACUGGACCAGGAUCCAGCUCCAUGCUAAAAAGGACGCGAAUGGAGCUCUUGUGUGGGAGAAGAUUGAAGAGCCAUCUGUGGACUUUGAUGAGUUUGUCGAACUUUUCUCUAAGAGUGCCAUGAAGGAAAAGAAGAAGCCCAUAUCAGAUACCAUCACCAAGUCCAAGGCUAAACAGGUUGUGAAAAUCCUGAGUAACAAGCGUUCCCAGGCAGUCGGGAUCCUGAUGUCCAGUUUGCACCUGGAUAUGAAGGACAUUCAAAAUGCUAUUCUCAACAUGGACAACACGGUGGUGGAUCUGGAGACCCUGCAAGCGCUCUAUGAAAACAGAGCCCAGCAGGACGAGAUGGACAAGAUAGAGAAGCACAUGAAGUCCGUCAAAGAUAAGGAGGACCCAAAGCCACUGGACAAACCUGAGCAGUUCCUGCUUCAGAUUUCCCAGAUCCCCAAUUUCUCAGGGAGGGUGUUCUGCAUCCUGUUCCAGUCCACGUUCAUAGAGUGCAUCGGCUCCGUCCACAGGAAGGUGGAGAUCCUGCAGAGGGUCUGUAAGACUCUGCAGACCGGCACAAGCGUCAUGCAGGUGCUCGGCCUCAUCUUGGCCUUUGGCAACUUCAUGAACGGCGGGAACCGAAGUCGAGGGCAGGCGGACGGCUUCGCCCUGGACAUCCUGCCCAAACUGAAGGACGUGAAGAGCAGUGACAACACACAGAGCCUCCUGUCAUACAUUGUUGCUUACUAUCUCAGGCACUUUGAUGAGGACGCUGGCAAAGAGACGUGUGUCUACCCGCUUCCAGAGCCACAGGACCUUUUCCAGGCCUCUCAGAUGAAGUUUGAGGACUUUCAGAAAGACUUGCGCAAGUUAAGAAAGGAUUUAAACGCGUGCGAGGCGGAGCGGGAUAAAGUGUGUAAGGUGUCCUCCGAAGAACACCUGCAACCUUUUAAGGACAAGAUGGAGGAAUUUCUGACUCAGGCUAAAAGCGAUUUGGAGGCCGAGGAGUCGCAGCUUGCCGUGACGCAUAAAAUUUUCCUGGAGCUGGGCGUGUUUUUCUCCGUCAAGCCGAAGGCCGGAGAGAAGGAGGUCUCCCCCGGCACGCUCUUCUCCGUGUGGCACGAGUUCUCCAGCGACUUCAAGGAGCUCUGGAAGAGGGAGAACAAGCUGCUUCUGAAGGACAGAUUGAAAGUGGCAGAGGAGAGUUUCAAGCAAGCGCGAGAGAAAGCCUCCUAUAGUGUCAAACCCAAACAUGCCUCUGGGAUGAAAGCCAAAAUCGGACAGAAGACUUAACAGAUUGCAACAAGGACAGCUUCAGUUAUUUUUUUUUUAAUGAAAAAGACAUGGUGGUGACGCCUGCCGGGGGCAGUGUGCGAAAAAAGAAAAAAAAAUGGAAGUGUAGCCAUUACCCCCUCCAUGAUAACCAGCACUUUUGUUUUUCUCUCUCUGUUCAACUCCUCAUGUUGUAAUCAAAGAGCAUUUUCCUUCAGGCUCAGCAAGGAUUUAUAUUUCUAAGCCCCUCUGUUAUACACUGUUACACAGACAUGAUUCAUUCGUCAGUGGCCCCACGAGUCCAUUCAAGGCAAGACAAUCUCUCCCAGUCACAAAAUUGAUGUAGCCAUGUGGGAUUUGUGCUCCUCCAAAGCUUAGCGGCCCUUUAUAAGGAGACGCAGCAGGUGAGACAGACCCAUUCAUCUUCAUGGAAAAGCUGGAAGUGCCUUAAUUCAAGCACACUCUUUUCUAUCGCCCUGUUGCCCGGAGCCGGCACCGCCACCACUGCCAGGAGGCGCCUGACGUCCCUGGGCAUGAACAGAGGACAGAAGUACCCAACGAACGCGAAUCCUUCGCUCAAAGAAUCAUAUCUUACUACUGACCUUACUGCCUCCCCCGACCAUAGAAAUCAUUGGAGUUGUUGAAUAGUUUAUUCAAAGCCAAAGUGCUUCCCUGUGUGUGUGUGUGUGUGUGUGUGUUUGUGUGUGUGUUUGUGUGUGUGUGUGUGUGUGUGUGUGUGUGUGUGUGUGUGUGUGUGUGUGUGUGUGUGAGAGAGAGAGAGAGAGCGAGAGAGGAAGAGAGAGAGAGAGAGUCUGUGGUGGAUUGUGUAACAGAUCCAGCUUUGUGUGAAUAAAAUAAAUAUGCUCUUGGGGAAGCUAAGCAUGAAGACCUUUAUGUAACGACGUCUUCCUUCGGUAGAGUGACUCAUGAUAAGCUCUAAACAUUCCGCGCAGCAUCACACCUCUCUCAGUCCUGCCUCAGACUCAGACCUGGUAGACCAGUGACCAGUUAAACCCCAUUGUGCAAUAAUGUGUGAAUUAACUGUUUAUU
This is a messenger RNA of Sardina pilchardus (European sardine), 5169 nucleotides long. It is a transcript of the gene fmn2a, whose product is annotated as formin 2a. Gene Ontology annotation, molecular function: microtubule binding. Bases 1 to 4140 code for a protein of 1379 amino acids. Gene Ontology annotation, biological process: actin nucleation. The transcript has 20 exons. Gene Ontology annotation, cellular component: nucleus; endoplasmic reticulum membrane; actin filament. The record is from RefSeq and is a predicted model, not a curated record. Lineage: Eukaryota; Metazoa; Chordata; Actinopteri; Clupeiformes; Clupeidae.